This is a messenger RNA of Colletotrichum abscissum, 1752 nucleotides long. RefSeq lists its product as uncharacterized. The coding region runs from base 1 to 1752 and encodes 583 amino acids. The record is from RefSeq and is a predicted model, not a curated record. The transcript has 3 exons. Lineage: Eukaryota; Fungi; Ascomycota; Sordariomycetes; Glomerellales; Glomerellaceae.
AUGGAGGCAUCUUGGUGGGGCGAUGAGCCGGCGGAUCUCCCUAGUAUCUUCCAACAAUCAAACCUAGAACGCUCAGGGCGAUUCGGCUCUAGCAGUGAUUCUUUUUCUGUCACCACUUCCGGUUCUGGAGACGUGAUGAACGCACCGCCGCCCUUAUCACCACCGCAACUUCCCUUCGACAAACUUGACACGCAUCCUCAGGAGCCCAGACAACACCACUGCGAUUCAUACAGCCCCCGAGAGUGCAGUUAUCACGACAGCUUAGGAGAUUCGCAAUACGGAUCACCAAGCAUGGAGCCCGUUUACAACAACAAUGAGGGCUAUUUCGACAUUGGCUCGUCCUCAGCUUCGGCUUCUACAAGCAUUUCGGCCGGGUUUGGUCUGCACCACAACCAGUUCCAGUUCCUUUCUAAUGCCGAUACCCUCGCCAAUAUGAAGAAGAAGCUCGCGCCUUGGAAGAAAUGUGACAACAACGCGCCUAGCUCACACCCGAGUAUGUCAAGCACAUCGUCAACCGGCGGCUCUUCCCGGAGGAGGCCGUCCGGCGACAUGUGCGUCCCCGCGGAUAUCGUGUCCACCAAGCUGCCGUUGCACCUCGAGACGUCGAGCCUACUAGACUCUCCUGACAGGUACACGCAGGCUCCUCACUCUGCCCUCCCACCUCUUCCGAAGCCUGCCGUUCCAUCUCAGCUACGACUAUCACUCCCCGUCCUCUCAAACAGGAUCAACAGCGACGAUGCGCCGUCACACAGUGACAAGGCGGACAAGAUGGAAACGGGGGAGACCAAUUCUACGAAGAGACUGCGGCUAGAGGACCCCAUGAGGACGCACUACGACGGCGCCCGGGCGAAGCGCCGUGCCUCUAUGGAUCCCGAUAACAGAGUACCACUUGCUUUCAUAACCCAGGAUGACUCGUUUCGCCGCCGCGAUGGGAACCAAGGAGGGUCUCCCACGCCUCGACUGAGCGUUAUCCCUCAAGGAUCCAUCUCUUCGUCAUCCGGUCGCGCAGGGUGGUACAGCUCUAACCUAUCGCUGCUCACCGAGAGCAUGGGCUCGUCGUCGUUUAAGCGAGUCUCUCCAGACUGCGUUUCGCCUGGCAGAGCCGAUCCCAGCUGCAGCCCUCCUCGCAGCUCUCUUUCUAGGGCACCCCGUCAGCGGGCCCUUAGCGAAAGCCGGCCUCUCACUUCUCCCCGCAAGCUUACGGGGGUGAGCAAGCCUGGGGGAACUACGAUUUCGGAGUUCUUCAUAUGCGAUUGUUGCCCGAAGAAAUCCAAGGAAUUCGAGUCGGCUGAAGAAUUGGCGUCUCAUCAAGCCGAGAAGCAGUAUGAAUGCAAAUUCUGCGGAAAUCGAUUCAAAAAUAAGAACGAGGCAGGACGCCAUGAGAAUGGUGUUCAUGUUCGCGGACACAGCUGGAGUUGCCCGGACUCGGAUCGCUAUGAUCGUACGCUCCACGACAGUCCCAAUCGCCCCGGUGCAGCAGACUCCUGUGGUUACUGCGGUGAGGAGUUUUCUGGAAAUGGGAGUGGCCCUGGUGCUUCCGCACCGCGACACGCUACCGACCAUGACUGGGGAGUGCGCCUUCGCCACCUCCAAGAAGUCCACAAGGUUGGGGUAUGCGACACGAGCAAGGAAUAUUUCCGCGCAGACCACUUCCGGCAGCAUCUGAAGCACAGCCACGCAGGCACAAGCGGCAAAUGGACGAACAUGCUGGAGAAUGCUUCCAUGUUGAAUGAGGGUCCAACUCCGAAAUGA